GGACUAAUCAGGAUCCUGACGUGCCUUUGGAACUGCCCACUGCCUUCCUCAGAGCUGGAGCUACUUCUGUGAUGAUACAGAUUAAACCAGUUCCCGUGCAGGCCUCGCUCACUUUCUAUCAUCACUUCUACAUUGCUCUGUGGAGUGGCUCUUACAUCAGUAGUGCCAUGGAAUAUGCAAAGUACCAGAUGCAGAAUGACACCAGAUUCGGGAGGUAUUGGUGUAAUUUUGUGUUGCUUGGAUUGGACACGUUUGUCAAUCUGUUGGAUGUUAAACAUGAUGUGCUGCACCAGAACAUGGAGAAUGCUGAGGAAGAGGUGGCUCAAAGCAGCAAGCAGGACUGGCUGAAUCCUGCAACAUACACCCCUCCAGAUCAAGAAGCCCUGCUGUUAGAGAUGCAGAAAAGUCUUGAGGAACUCAUUGUAAAUCAAGGUUCCAUGUCAUCAGUGUUGAAGCUACUCCAUCUGCUAAUGACAGAAGCAAUUAAGCGACUGUCUCCCACAAACAGAGACAAUGUCACCGUGAAGUUGACUGCGAAUAUCAUUGGAAUCCCGGGAGUAUCGUCCAUGCUAAAUUUACUGGGAUUUCGCUUUCAGUACCUGGCACCAGAACCAUCCAAAAUGGGAGACAGAACCUCCUUAAUGACAUGUGAACAAGCAGGAAUGGGCGAUGUUUCGAGUCUGUCUACAGUCCCCAUUUCCCAUGCUCACCCUGUGGCUGUAAUCUUCCCUUACUGGAAUCCAGAUAGGCUGCUUGGUAUAGCACAACAAGCCAUCGCUGCUCUGAUUGAUCUCAGUGCCUGCUCUCAGUGUGUGAAUGCCUUGAUCUGGAUUCUGCCACUGACCUGUGAACGACUGGAACAGCUGAUCAAUUUGCUGGAAAAGUGCCGGUCACCACCCACAGUGUGCCCUAAACUGUUGGAGAAAGAGGUGGCAAGCCUAUGGAGCCAGCCCCAUUUCCGAGACUUCCUUCAGGUUAUUGGAUACGAGCAAGCUGGACGCUAUCUGUUCCACAACCCCAGGGACCUCAACAAGUCACUGCUGCUCGGGAGUCUCAACCUCUUCUUAGCUCUACGUCCACAGCAAUUACAGAGUCUGUCCAAACCAGACCCUCAGCAACACUCCUCAGAAAGUUUGAGAGAACAGCAAUCCAGAGAAGUUCAUCAGGAAGCAGUGACACACAGAGAGAACCAAUCCAGAGAGGGCCAAUUGGAAACAGUGACACAGAGAGAGAAACAAUCCAGAGAGAGUCAACAGGAAACAGUGACGCAGAGAGAGAAACAAUCCAGAGAAGUUCAUCAGGAAGCAGUGACACAGAGAGAGAAACAAUCCAGAGAGAGUCAACUGGAAACAGUGACACAGAGAGAGACACAAUCCAGAGAGAGUCAUCAGGAAGGUUCAGUACAUACCGGGGGAGAUAAGAAAACCAGGCAGGCCUCUCAGCAAAGUUUACUAGCUACCAGGAGAGACAAAAAAAAUAAACGUAUCUCUCAGGAAAGUUCAACAGAUACCAGGAGAGACAAAAAAACCAAACAGAUCUCUCAGGAAAAUGUAAUACACACCAGCAGAGAUAAGAAAACCAGACAGGGCUCCCUGGAAAGUUCAAUAGAUACCAGGAGAGACAAGAAAACCAGAGACAGCUCUCAGGAAAGUUCAGUAGAUACUGGGAGAGUGAAGAAAACCAGAGACAGCUCUCAGGAAAGUUUAAUAGAUACCGGGAGAGACAAGAAAACCAGAGACGGCUCUCAGGAAAGUUUAAUAGAUACCGGGAGGGACAAGAAAACCAGAGACAGCUCUCAGGAAAGUUUAAUAGAUACCAGGAGAGUGAAGAAAACCAGAGACAACUCUCAGGAAAGUUUAAUAGAUACUGGGAGAGACAAGAAAACCAGAGACGGCUCUCAGGAAAGUUUAAUAGAUACUGGGAGAGACAAGAAAACCAGAGACGGCUCUCAGGAAAGUUUAAUAGAUACCGGGAGAGACAAGAAAACCAGAGAAGACUCUCAGGAAAGUUUAAUAGAUACUGGGAGAGUGAAGAAAACCAGAGACGGCUCUCCGAAGGCCACAUCAGCAAAAAGCAAGAAAAACAGACAGGGGCAUCCUGAAACUACAGCAACAAGAAAUAAGAGAACCAAACAUGGUUUACAGGAAGCCUCAGAGCUGAGCAAUAAACAAUCUGAUCAGGAAACUCAGCAAACUGCAAAGGGCGCCACAUAUCCACAUGAAAAGUCAAAAGUCUAUCUAAACACUCUGAAGCCAUUGUUGGUGCUGAGACACCAGCUCAUGAUGCAGGCUCCAUGGCUCACUGUCAAGCCGACCUCCGAGGAGGUGCGGGUUAAGCAUGACCUGGUAAAUCGAUUGGACUCCCUACAUUCUCAGCAGCAAGCUCAACUGCACCGUGUGAGGAUGUGGCACAAGAAAGCUCUGACAGAGCUGGAAAAUAAACCAGAGAAGCAAGGUGUCAAGAGACAAGUAAAGGACUGCUGUCCAAAGAAAGUCAAGGUGAAGGAGCCCAGGAGUCCUAGUACCGCCCAGAUCCCCUUUGACAUGUCUACAGCAACAUCACAGAAUGUGGCACUGCGUCCGUCUGCACAUGACAUCAUCAAGGAGCAAGAGGAGAACGUCCGACAUCGGCACCGAGCUGCAGUCAAAGACAUUUUCCUACCUUUCAUUGAGCCUUUACCUUGACACUGCA
Hemiscyllium ocellatum (epaulette shark) is the source of this 2691-nucleotide messenger RNA. RefSeq names its product TRAF3-interacting protein 1-like. NCBI's taxonomy places the organism in Eukaryota, Metazoa, Chordata, Chondrichthyes, Orectolobiformes, Hemiscylliidae. The transcript has 10 exons. Bases 72 to 2684 code for a protein of 870 amino acids. The record is from RefSeq and is a predicted model, not a curated record.